UUUUUUUCUAGAGGGCGCUGUUAAUAUGUUAAACGGCACACACUCAACAUGGCGGCAGUUUUACCGAGAGAAUGCCAUGUGCAUCCUGUAGUUCUUUUCAAUAUUGUAGAUUCUUACGAAAGAAGGAAUGACGAAAAUGCUAGGGUCAUCGGAACUCUCCUAGGUACCAACAUUCAGGGAGUUGUAGAAAUCACAAACUGCUUCUGUGUUCCCCACAAUGAGUCGGAAGACGAGGUGGCAGUGGAUAUGGAGUUUGCUAAGAACAUGUACGAUCUACAGAAGAAAGUGAACGCCAAUGAGGUCAUCGUAGGCUGGUACGCGACAGGUCCAGACAUCACUGACCACUCCCUGCUGAUCCAUGAGUACUACUCCCGGGAAUGCGUCAACCCAGUCCAUCUGACUAUAGACACCACCCUGACCGACUUCAAGAUGUCCAUCAAAGUCUGGAUAAGGCAAUCCAUGGGCGUUCCAGACAAGUCCAAGGGGACCGUCUUUACACCCAUCAAGAUGAAGCCAGUGUGCCAUCAACCUGAGAGGGUCGGAUUGGAUGCAUUAAUUCGAGGCCAAGCCUCGGGUCGUCGUACCAUGGAAACGGUCACCGAUCUCCAGCACGUCAGUAAAUCCUGCGUCAAGCUUCAAGAGAUGAUCGCCAUCGUAUUGGAAUACGUGGACGACGUCGUGAGUGGCAAGAUCCCAGCCGACAACCAGGUUGGCCGUUUCCUGAUGGACCUGGUGGCCAAUGUUCCCAAACUGGAUCCCGACGAAUUUGAAAGAAUCAUCAACAGCAACAUGAAGGAUCUACUCAUGGUAGUGUACCUGUCCAACCUCGUGGAGACACAACUAGGCCUGAAUGAGAAACUCACCCUCAUCGCUCAGACUCACCCAUAAAUGACAAUGGAACCUACCAAGCCAUGCAUAACACAGUAAUGUCAUCUAUGAACCACGGUUUCUGCAUUUUGAGGGAAGGGGGCAUACCUGUCGUACUUUGCCAAUGUCACAGGUGAAAAAUCUACAACUGAGGAACACAUUUGGCUUCUUUCAUUUUCAUAACUUAAACAGCCUUUCACUCGGUAUUUUACAUUUUUGACGUGUAACUUGUCAACGUAAUAUCCAAUUGAAGUGCAACAAACAGUAUUGUAAGGAGAAUUUUCUUCUCUUGCCUAAUACCUGCAAACCCUCAUUUCAACCUCUGCCUAGUUCCGUCCCAUUUUGCCAGAAUGCCUCACAUUUUUCAUGUUUUUUGGUAUUUUAAUUUUUUUUUGGAAAAUGGAUGUCUUACUUAUUUCUAGAGCAAGGGAACACUCACAUCCCAA
Molecule: messenger RNA, 1313 nt
Organism: Patiria miniata (bat star)
Lineage: Eukaryota; Metazoa; Echinodermata; Asteroidea; Valvatida; Asterinidae
Product: eukaryotic translation initiation factor 3 subunit F-like
Exons: 8
Coding region: 49-888 (279 amino acids)
Biological process (GO): translational initiation
Cellular component (GO): eukaryotic translation initiation factor 3 complex, eIF3m
Molecular function (GO): translation initiation factor binding; metallopeptidase activity; translation initiation factor activity
Source: RefSeq, a predicted model, not a curated record